Molecule: messenger RNA, 1032 nt
Organism: Phytophthora sojae
Lineage: Eukaryota; Oomycota; Peronosporomycetes; Peronosporales; Peronosporaceae
Exons: 1
Coding region: 1-1032 (343 amino acids)
Source: RefSeq, a predicted model, not a curated record
AUGACUGGAUCCGACGCCACGGACGAAGAAUUGGAUGGCGAAUACGACGAUUACCUGGAGGAGAAGGCGCCUGCGCCAGCGGUGGUGACACCCGAGACUCCGGAAGAUGCAGUGAUAUCCGCGGGGCGCAGCGGGGGCUCGCGCUCCCUGGCGCGCAGUCUUGCGAGCGAGUUGGAAGACGACGCGCCUCCCGUCUCGCGCAACCUCGCGGACGAACUGGAUGAUGUGGAUGGCCCUGAGACAGCGUAUGAUGACAUGGAAGAGUUUGAAGACCGCGUCGACGACUCCCGAUCGCCGGUGCUGGCGACUCAAGUGACCGAGCAAACCUCGGGCAACCGGCCACCGAUGAAUGGAGACACUCCGGCAGCCAACAAGUACUCACUCGGCCGAUGCUUUGAAGCAAUGCGUGCGAGCGAAUGGGGUCGACUCUUCGAGCCGCGCAUGAUCCGCCAAGCGGUGUGGGCCGACCUGAGCCACGAGUUGGCGCGACUGGUGAAUGCGGUCACAGUUGAGCAAGUGGCGAAGGACACGGUGACGUUCCUGAAGGCGUUGGGUCUCCGGCCCACGCUUGCCGCGUCGCCGUCGACUCUGGAGAGUUUCCUGCCCGCGGGAGCCGAGCUCUGGCAAUGGAAGAAGAAGUUGUGUACAGCCUUCGAGAUGACCCCCUUCUCUUUGGAGCUGCCGAAGGCGGCUCGCACCAACAAGGGCGGCGCUGACCCAGCGCGCGUCCCGCUGAUCCCGACGUUCUCGGGCGCUCGCAACAGGGGCGAGAACUCGAUGCAGUGGUUGCGCGCGUUUGUGUACGAGAUGAAAGGUACACACCCGCCGCCCAAUGAAUGGUGCAUGCCCUUCGAGCUCCGCCUGAGAGACGGCGCUGUACAUUGGCACCGACAACUGACCAAGAAGCCCAAGCGAACCUGGUGUGGUGUAGGGAACAUCAAGUUUUGUGUCACACUCCACAGCCGCAGUGGAAUAACGUACCAGGAGCCAAGUACUACGGGAUGCCGAGCUCAGUGGGCAAGAAUGCGCUGA